AUGUCAGACCCUUUCAAGGACGUGAUGUGCCAGGCCAAGAUGAUUGCCAAGUACACGUUGCCAGUCGAGGCACAUGUCACCGGAACGCCUGUCGGAGAACCUCCCGAGUACUCCCAGAAAGGCGACAUUGGCCCCACCGAAGGCGCAUCCGGUGAUAAUGCGCUCAUCAAUACCAUCAUGAUUAGUGGAACAACGCGGAGAUGA
Molecule: messenger RNA, 204 nt
Organism: Penicillium samsonianum
Lineage: Eukaryota; Fungi; Ascomycota; Eurotiomycetes; Eurotiales; Aspergillaceae
Exons: 2
Coding region: 1-204 (67 amino acids)
Molecular function (GO): acyltransferase activity
Source: RefSeq, a predicted model, not a curated record